CGACAAUCGUCGGUUCAUGAGACACGCACGCUUUAAUUGCCAUGAGCGCCAAGGUAACUGAUCCAAACCGCCAGGCUAGCAGCCAAGUCGACUUCGAAUCGCUCGUGGUCGCGGCCUUUGUGUCCCUUUGUGUUGCGGAUUCGCCGCACGCACGUCUCCGGCAAAUGCACCGGGCCACUCAAAAUGGACGCAAAGUCCAUUGCCGAGCCUUGUCGGGAGGUAAGACAAACCGCUGCUUCAAAAUUUACGUUGCCUAUGAAGAUGGCGAUGAUGAUGACGACAGCAACAACAACUUGGCCGUUUUUGGCAAGCUCGCGUUUGACCACGCCUUAUGGGAUCCCCAACACCCCAUGCCCUACGAUUUAUCACGCACCGUGAACGAGUAUCGAAUCAUGGUAGCCUUCCAGCGAUACAUACCAAACGCACCGGUUGCCACACCAUUGGCCUGUUUAGAUCUCACCGUACCAUCCGGCGAAUUCCGUGAUGGCCUCAACACCGACACAGGCGUGCGGCAAGCAAAGCUGCUCUUAAUUGAAUGGACUCAGGCUGAGGAACCCUGGGCUCAUCAAUUCAAUCGAGGUAUUGUGGAUCAGCGAGUAAUUCCGAAAGUAGCGCGUGCUCUGGCAGCUCUGCACAAUUUUCCGAACAUUAACGAUUUCGGUCGAGACUUCAAUCAAGGUGUCCGGCCUUGUAUGCGUUUGCUUUUUCAAGCCUGCCGUGAUGCAAUGGCAACAUUACUUUCCAGCAAUUCAAAACAGGACCGUUGUCUCGCAGCCUUACGUCUACUAGGGCCGCACGGUGUUGAACGUUUGAUGGACCGGCACGUAGAUUCGUACGAAUGCAGGAAUGCACUGGUACAUCACGAUGUCCAUUUAUUUAACAUUUUGGUUGAGCCAGCCACACCUAGCAAUGCAUCUUGUAACAAUGCCGAGACUCAGAAGAUUAAGCAGGCAACUUUAACUUCGGAAAGGGAUGAACCUGCCGUAGUUCUUUGCGAUUGGGAAAUGACAUUCUGGGGUCCUAUGGGGAGCGAUCCUGGAAAGGUUAUGUCUUGGCCGCUUGCGGUGGCAUGUUGCCAUGCAGCCGCGGAUCGGGAUACUGAACUCGCUGGACGUUUGGCUGUCAUGACCAACGUCUUUUGGGAGGCCUAUGCCAACGCACUGCGAAAAAAUAUGGACAGAGACAACGACGAUUGCGAAUGCCAAGUGUUUCGGGAAGCCAUGGGCUGGACUGGUUCCAUGCUGUUGACCGGUAUUUACGUGUUUGGUUUGUACCGCGAGGAGUUGCCCCUACAUUCUUUAUCAGAGACGCUCCGUGUUGAAGUUCUUGCCUCCAUUGGGUUGCUAGGGAUCAAACUGAUGCAGUAUGGUUUUGAACAUAUGGAACCCCAUUUGACACUGCAUCAGCUGAGGGCUAGGUAUUGCAUCAUUAUCCAAGAGGAACUAAAAUACCUUGCAAAUAAUUCGCGUUGA
Molecule: messenger RNA, 1472 nt
Organism: Phaeodactylum tricornutum CCAP 1055/1
Lineage: Eukaryota; Bacillariophyta; Bacillariophyceae; Surirellales; Neidiaceae
Exons: 2
Coding region: 42-1472 (476 amino acids)
Source: RefSeq, a predicted model, not a curated record